Aureobasidium pullulans EXF-150 is the source of this 1857-nucleotide messenger RNA. RefSeq lists its product as uncharacterized. The record is from RefSeq and is a predicted model, not a curated record. Gene Ontology annotation, cellular component: spliceosomal complex. The transcript has a single exon. Lineage: Eukaryota; Fungi; Ascomycota; Dothideomycetes; Dothideales; Saccotheciaceae. Gene Ontology annotation, molecular function: pre-mRNA 3'-splice site binding; zinc ion binding. Gene Ontology annotation, biological process: mRNA splicing, via spliceosome. Bases 52 to 1521 code for a protein of 489 amino acids.
CAACUUUCUCGACUCUGACAAUCAAACCACAGUAUUCACACAUCACACAAGAUGCCGCCACCACCACCUCCAAAGAAGCCGACGGAGCCGCAAGGCAAGAACGAGCGCAACGAAUACAUCCCAUCCUUCAUUUCCAAAAAGCCCUUCUACAUCGACGACGCAACCGCCUCACAAGAAGAUUACCUCGAGCAUCAACGUCUCCAAGCCCAAAAGGAUGAAUCUCUCGCGACUCAAAAAUGGUACACCCGUGGUCAACGUUCAGGCGCCGUAGCAGCGACCAAAUUCCGCAAAGGUGCUUGUGAGAACUGCGGCGCAAUGGGCCAUCAAAAGAAGGAUUGUCUAUACCGUCAACGCAAGAUAGGAGCAAAGUUCACGGGCAAGGACAUCAAGGCGGAUGAGAGUGGUCAGGAUAUCAAUAUGGGCUGGGAGGCCAAGAGAGACCGAUGGAGUGGCUACGAUGCGCGCGCAUACCAAGAAGUCGUCAACGAAUACAACGACCUCCAAGCUAUCAAGGACUCGAAGCGGAAACUCGAAGACACAGCAGAGGGCGAUGAAGAUGAAGACGCAGCCAACAAAGCAGAAGACGGCGACAAGUACGAGGAAGAAACAGACAUGGGUCGCAAACAACCAAAUUCAUCACGCAACCUACGAUUACGUGAGGACACAGCUGGCUACCUCAAAAAUCUGGAUCUGGAAUCUGCAAAAUAUGAUCCCAAAACUCGCACCUUGAUCGACGACGCAGAAGGUGAAUUUGAACGCGCUUCAGGUGAUGCUGCCGAGUUCGCACGAGCACAACGAUACGCUUGGGAAACCGCAGAGACAAAUGGAAGCAACAACGUCCAUCUCCAAGCCAACCCAACAGCAGGCGAACACUACCGCAAAAAGGAAGCAGAAGAAACCGCCGCAAAGAAAGAAGCACACCGAAAAGCCCUACUGGAAAAAUACGGAGGACAAGAACAUCUAAAACCCGACCCGCUCAAACACGCCACCAUCACCGAAAACGAACGAUAUGUGGAAUACGACGAAAGAGGCAGGAUAAAGGGAGCGCCGGAGAAGAAGGAAAAGAGCAUGUAUGCCGAAGAUGUGAUGCUGAACAACCACACAUCAGUAUUCGGCUCAUGGUGGAAAAACUUCACAUGGGGCUACGCAUGCUGUCACUCCACCAUGAAAAACAGCUACUGUGUCGGCGAUGCCGGUAAAGUCGCUUCCUCAAACGCUGAAAAACUAUCAACCGGUGCAUUACUAGAAGCAGCCCCCGAAACUCUAGAAAGCAACGCCACAGAAGUGCCAAAAAGCAUUGCCUGGAAAGUGGAAGAAAGAAACGAAGAACAUGUACCCAAUGCCCCCGACCGAGCAGAAAAAGCCAAAUUGGAUGAAAGCACAGGAGAAGACAGAAAGAGAAAAUUAGAUGAGAUGAGAAGUGGAGUUACAGAGGAGGAAAUGGAUGAAUAUAGGAGAAAGAGGAAUGCUGGAAAUGAUCCCAUGGCUGCGUUGUUGGGCAAGGAUGAAUUGCUCAACUGAGGAGAUUUUCAAUCGGGGAGCGAGCAAUUGCAGUAAAUGUUAAUACUACUGAGCAUCUGGUUAUGCAUCAGUCAAGCAUAUUCUUCCAUCUACAUCAUUCUCACAGUUCGACCUUCGAGGCCACGAGCACUUCUUUGUGAACGAGACGGAGGUCAGGAGAAGACACUGAACUAUACACCACAUGAUAUGACCCACGAGAAGCAAGUCCACAAGAAUUGGUCACUUAAACCACGAAAUCCUCACCACAGCCACAUUUUUUCGGACUUGAAACCGCUGUGAGCAGAUCAUACUUGUUCAAAUAUUCACACAGCCUAGCAGAAGUAAUCUAGCGAACAG